AUGUGGUUGCUUCUCGCGGUUAUGGGUAUUGUAAUAAUUAAAUAUGAAAAUCGCAUUAUAAUGCAUGUUGCAUGGGUUGUUUUCCAGACGAAACCGCAGAUGACCAAAGCAUUCAUCUUUUCCUGGACUCCAGUGAUUCAGAGUCAGUGCAAGAUGAUGACGACAUCUCCUGUUAUGUGGAUGAGUAUGAAGAGGACGAAGUUGUGGAAAGCCUUGAUGAGGAGCUGAGUGAAGCCUAUCCUCACAUACAAGAUGGGGAGGGGCAUGGAAGUGAUCAGUCCACAAGUGAAAAACCAGAAGACUUGUUGAUGAAAAUUCUGGCCAUGAUGCUUUUGUCAUGGCAAGCUACCUUCAAGAUUUCUGACAAUGCCAUCACAUCACUUCUUCUGUGCAUCAAACGUUUCAUAUGGAUACUUGGACAUGUCAUGUGUGCCAGUCCCCUCACUGCCUUUGCAAGCAAUAUUCCAAAGACUUUAUUCUCCUUGAGGAAAUGGACUGGUGUCCUCCGUGACAACUUCUUACAGUAUGUGGUUUGUCCAAAAUGUAUGACAGUAUACAUGCUUACUGAAACCUACGAGCUCAAACGCGAUGGGACAAAGAACUUGUUAAAAGACCUGGAUUUGAAGAGAAAUGUGAAGAAUGGAGAAAGCGGAAAAUACCUGAGGGUGUGUUAG
Cyprinodon tularosa is the source of this 674-nucleotide messenger RNA. RefSeq lists its product as uncharacterized. The record is from RefSeq and is a predicted model, not a curated record. Bases 72 to 674 code for a protein of 200 amino acids. The transcript is spliced from 3 exons. NCBI's taxonomy places the organism in Eukaryota, Metazoa, Chordata, Actinopteri, Cyprinodontiformes, Cyprinodontidae.